Coffea eugenioides is the source of this 921-nucleotide messenger RNA. RefSeq lists its product as uncharacterized. Lineage: Eukaryota; Viridiplantae; Streptophyta; Magnoliopsida; Gentianales; Rubiaceae. Bases 95 to 691 code for a protein of 198 amino acids. The record is from RefSeq and is a predicted model, not a curated record. The transcript has a single exon.
AUUUCGAUUUGCGUCUUCCAAUUGCGGUGGUGAACAAAAAGAAAGUCACACCCUCGACUCUACCUCCCUACCCAGCCACUUUAAAAUAGCAAAUAUGUUGAGAAUCCUAAGCCGGGAGAGAAAAACCUCCACCGCAACAAUGGUUGUCGCCGGGUCUAACCCUUCUGAAUCAGUUGACGAGUACGACGUCGUUGUGGAUGAUUUGUCCGAGGCGUGGGAGUUCGUCAACGCAACCUCAUCCGACGAUGAUGAAGAGGACUUGGAUGAUUUCUCCUUCAGCGAAGAAGAAGAAGAAGACGCCACGCCCCGUGAGGUCUCCUCUGGGCCCAGCAAAGAAGAGGGACCACUCGAGUUGGGAUCCCCAUCUUCUGACAUCUCCAUGGAUUCCUUCUCGGCCCAACUCCAUCUUAAUCACGAUGAUGGUCGUGGUGUUGACGACGGUGAUGCUGGCGAUGAAUAUGACAAUUAUAAGAACGAUGAUGAUGGCGAUGAAUAUGAUGAUGGGUAUGAUUUGGAUGACGAAUUGGUGCCAUGGGGAUUGAGUGAUAAGUUCGGGAGACAGAGGAUACGGAAGUUGGGGAAAAGGGUUGGUCCAAAGUUGAACAAGGCCAAGAGGUUAGCCUAUCGUUACAAUCGCCCAGGCUGUGUUCAUGGCAAGCAUGGCUUUGGGGUGCAGCACUGUUACAUUUAGUAAAUACAUGUAUAUUUGCUCCUAUCUAUGAUUUUUGGAGGUAAUUUGACUGCAGAUAUGUUUGGGGUGGGAUGAUUGUUUAUCUAACUCUGUAAAUAAGUAGGACCAGUUGGACUGCUUUCAUUUCUGCUGGUGUUUAUUAAACUUUCUUAUCUUUUACUAAAUCUUAUGUGGCCAUCUGGAUUUUAUGAUUGUAGGCAUGAUUAUUUUAAUGCAUUUUAAUUAUGAGA